CCGUGGAUGCCCGCCCGGGGAGCCGGGGCAGCGCGCCCCUGAGCCAUGGAGGAGCUGACGGCGUUCGUCUCCAAGUCGUUUGAUCCCAAAGCCAAGGAGAAGAAGGAGCUCAUCACCUACCGCGAGGUGCUGGAGAGCGGGCCCCUGCGCGGCGGCGGCGGCCCGCGGGAGCCCGGCGGGGCGGCGGCGGAGCCGGGCCGGGAGGACGCGGGCAGCCCCGCGGCGCGGCCGGCCGGGCGCUCCCCGCCCCGAGAGCCCGACGCCGCCGCCGAGAGAGCGGCCGAGGCGGCCACCCCCAAGCUCAGCGACGUGUCCCCAGAGCUGAAGGAGCGCAAGGAGGAUGCGAAAGCGAUGGAAGACGAAGGGCAGACGAAAAUCAAGCAGAGGAGGAGCCGGACGAAUUUCACCCUGGAGCAGCUGAACGAGCUGGAAAGGCUUUUCGACGAGACCCACUACCCGGACGCGUUCAUGCGGGAGGAGCUGAGCCAGCGGCUGGGGCUCUCCGAGGCCAGGGUGCAGGUCUGGUUCCAGAACCGCCGGGCCAAGUGCCGAAAGCAGGAGAACCAGCUGCACAAAGGGGUGCUGAUCGGAGCCGCCACCCAGUUCGAGGCCUGCCGGGUGGCUCCCUACGUGAACGUGGGCGCCUUGAGGAUGCCCUUCCAGCAGGUGCAGGCGCAGCUGCAGCUGGACAGCGCCGUGGCCCACGCUCACCAUCACCUGCACCCGCACCUGGCCCACGCCCCGUACAUGAUGUUCCCCGCUCCGCCCUUCGGGCUCCCGCUGGCCACGCUGGCCGAGUCCGCCUCCGCCGCCUCCGUGGUGGCCGCGGCCGCCGCCGCCAAGACCACCAGCAAGAAUUCCAGCAUCGCCGACCUCCGCCUGAAGGCCAAGAAACACGCCGCCGCCCUGGGGCUGUGACCGCGAUGCUGCUUUUUCUUUUUCCUUUUUUUUUUUUUUUUUCUUCUUUUUUUCUUUCUUUAUUUUUUUUUUUUUUUUUAUACCCCCCACAAUCCAAAAAAAAAAAAAAAAUGUUAAAAAAAAAAGCGAAGAAACGAGGGGAGAGGAGAAAAACGGACGGGAGAUAUAUACUUAUUUAAGGAAUUAGAGGACGCGCAGCUGGGAAGUUCACAGGUUUUGAAACUGACCUUUUUCUGCGAAGUUCACUUUAAUACGAGAAAUUUGAUAAGAGAGGCGGGCCUCCUUUCGCGUUGCAUCGGGUACUUGAGUUUAACAACCGCGUCUGGAAUAGCGAAAAAAAAAAAAAAAAAAAAAAAAAAAGAAAAAGAAAAAAAAAAGAGAGAGAAAGACGACGACAAACAGAAAGAAAAAAAAAAAAAAAAAAAAAAAGACAAUGAUUUCUCUGCGAAUUUCUAAUGGGAAACUGUCCGGGAUACUUCCUCCAGCAGCAUUCCGGGUUGCAUGUAUUUGUAUUUCAUUGAUGGAGUCCUUUGAUUCACUUGCACUUCACCCUCAUCUUUAGUAGGAAAAAAAAAAAAAACAAAACCAAACCGAGACAACCACCAAACAAACGUGGCUGGGUUCUUCCUCCUUUAACCUUGGAGGGGAGCAGGCGGGGAGAGGCAGAUCAAGCGCUACCUUUGCCACUCCUAAAUCUCUGCCGGUCGUUUGCUGCCCCACGUCUGAAAUAAAAGGGAGCGGGAAGCGCCGGGAGAGCGGAGUUUGCCUCCCCUUGGCCGGGUUCCUCCUGUCCUGAGGGCAAAAGGAAAGGAAAGACAAAAAAAAGAGUAUUUAAUUCCCAACCACCACUUGACACCACGGCAAAUUCCAAUAAGAGGUACUGGGUACAUGUAAAAUAUGUUGAUACACACCAACAAAGUUUAUUUUGGCUAUAACUUGUGAAUUGAUAGUUGACUGUCAAACAUUUACAUUUUAUCUCAUAAAGGUGUAUCUAUUCACGUAAUCUUGUGAUUUUUUGGGGAGUUAUUAUUAUUGUUAUUAUUAUUAUUAUUUGAGAGACGUAUAGCUAUUUAACCUGGGGUACCCUGCGGUCAGUGAUUGUUAUCCCAGAUUUCGCCAUCUCACCCUCGUGCUUAUUGCCAAGACAGAGGGAAAGCUCUUCUACGCGAACUUUGGUAUGGACGGGCUUUGUAUCUAUUUGUUCUCCAUGAAAACGAAAUUAUUUAUAUUGACCAUA
Molecule: messenger RNA, 2155 nt
Organism: Hirundo rustica (Barn swallow)
Lineage: Eukaryota; Metazoa; Chordata; Aves; Passeriformes; Hirundinidae
Gene: SHOX2
Product: SHOX homeobox 2
Exons: 5
Coding region: 46-918 (290 amino acids)
Biological process (GO): regulation of transcription by RNA polymerase II
Cellular component (GO): nucleus
Molecular function (GO): DNA-binding transcription factor activity, RNA polymerase II-specific; sequence-specific double-stranded DNA binding
Source: RefSeq, a predicted model, not a curated record